Molecule: messenger RNA, 1144 nt
Organism: Capsicum annuum
Lineage: Eukaryota; Viridiplantae; Streptophyta; Magnoliopsida; Solanales; Solanaceae
Exons: 5
Coding region: 62-946 (294 amino acids)
Source: RefSeq, a predicted model, not a curated record
UCAAUCAUGGGUCCAUAAAUUGAUAAAAUAAUGUAUAGUUCCCAUACUGUUAUCUAUUAAAAUGGUAUUCUCAGGCCAACUUCUCCAGCAUAGUCUAUGGUCCAACCCGAGGUUUACACGUACACCGAUCAUCCCUCCGUUGAGAGCUAACCAUGAAUCAGUUAAGAGGCAAUCGCCAGGAAAACUUAAAAUACGGGGCAUUAAGAACAAAACCAACUGUUUGGUCACAUUUUCGAUGUUGAAUCCUGAGAAUGGCACGAGUAUGAGUACAUUUUCUCCAGCCAAUACAAUCAAGUUGUUCUACUCUAGCAUCAACAACAAGGACAUGAACCAACUAGCAUUGCUCAUAUCUGAAAAUUGUUUCUAUGAGGAUUUCUCCUACACUGAACCAUUCCGAGGGAGAAAGGAGAUUCUGAAAUUUCUGGGGCAACUAACUACAUGCAUGGGGAAGAAUACAGAAUACUGCAUUGAACACAUUUAUGAGGGAGUUGAUCUCACGGUUAUGGUAAACUGGCAUUUAGAAUGGAACAAGAAACAGGUUCCUUUCACUAGAGGCUGCAGUUGCUACGAGUUAUCAAGAGACGGAGAAGAACUAGUCAUAAGGAAAGCUCAAGUAAUCGUUGAAUCGCCAAUCAAACCAGGAAGCUUAGCUAUGGAAGCGUUCCAGAAGGUCAUUUCAGUAUGUGAUGCUUUUCCUGCGGCUGCUGACUGUAUGCCAAUCUCUUUUGUUCUUAAUUUUUCACCAAACAAGAGAACAGAAAUAUUCUCAACAGGGCAAAAAAAAAAUUUCCUAUGCAGGGUUCUUCCUGAUGGGCCCCCAGCUGAUAACUUCGUAUUCCCACUACACAACAUGGCUCAAUUACAUGUCAACCGUAAGGCCUUGGAUUGCUUCAGAAGAUCAAGAAUCAAACUCCAAAGAAUGACUAGUUCUGUAAUUAAGUCCUAAGGGCCAUUUACUAGUGCUACUAUAAAUAAAAUACUUAUCUGUUGAAAGCUGCUCGAAAAAAACUUUAUAAUUGAGUGUUGGGUUCAAGAAAAAUUGGAACCACUACCGAGACCUAUAUUGUUAAAAGUUGAAGAAGAUGGAUUGAAUUUCAAUCUAAAAAUUCAAGCGGUAAGCAAUUCUUUAUGGAAAGACUAUCUU